Messenger RNA from Physcomitrium patens, 2836 nucleotides. NCBI's taxonomy places the organism in Eukaryota, Viridiplantae, Streptophyta, Bryopsida, Funariales, Funariaceae. The record is from RefSeq and is a predicted model, not a curated record.
GACGAUGACGAGUUCGGAGGCAUCGAGGGAAACAAUCUGAUGAACCCAGCCUACGGUAACGGCGUGGUGAGCGAUUACGACACAGACAGCGAUUAGGGCCGUGACUAGACCCAUUAAACCAUUCAGUUCAAGCAAUGCCGGACUAGCACAAGUCUAUUCUCGACGGAGUGAUACGAUGACAGCGCCGACUGAAACAACCGCCUACGGCAGUUCCGCCGGAUGACUGGACGUUCAACGAAUCGGCCCAGACUCCACAGAGACCCGACAUCGAUCGACGUUACCGUCACCGAACAUCGGAUCCGUCGACAAGAGCGAGAGAGAUCACGAAUCUACAGCUCCGCGUUAACCUGGUUUACCGACACCACGCAAUUGCCGCCAUGUUCCAGGGAUGCAGCUCCGGAUGGAUGAAAAUCAUGAUUUUUGUUGCGUAAAUUAUUGGCUUGCCCAAAUUUGUAUGUAUUUGAUUAAUUAAAACUAUUAUAAUACAUGAACAUAGAGUACACCAACUGUAGAAGUAAAUCGAAAUUAAAAAUUAGUUUCAUUUAUUUCAAUUUUAUUCAACAUGAGAAUUAUCUCUCUAUUUUUUACCUAUGCACUUUUUGUGUAAUUUACUCCUAAUUAAUAUGAUUUUUUCUUUCAGAUUUUGUGGAAAUGACAUAACAAGGAUGUUACGAUAUAAUUGCCCUAGCUCUGUACUUAAUUGGAACAGAGCUCCUGGCUAUGGCUAUGGCGAACACAUGUCUCUUCCGCCUCGUCGUAACUCCGCUCGCUGUGAUGUCACCCUACGCGGACUGUUUUUGAGAGUAUCAUCGUUCGCCGAGGGAAGGGAAUUUUAGAAUGCAUUUCACGGAUUCUGUAGAGAAAGAGGUGCCGCACGUAUGAGGGCUUCGGGAUUGGAUGUGUCGUGAAACGUCAUGCUCAGCGAUGAGAAAGGAUUUUUUUGUUGAACGCAUGCGAAUCAGAUUGACUUGUAGGAUAAGAAGUUAAAAUGCUGGAGAUAGAAUGAAUAAACCUAGUGUUAGACGGUUAUUUAUUUUGUAUAACUUCCACGAGCUCUCCAGACAUUACAAGAACUUCUUUGUGUGAUUUUUUUAUGACUCAAUUAAUCAUGCCGUAGACCUGAUUUUCGUCACAUGAAUUUUACUAGAACUCCUUCAACAUGAGCUCAGAUUUCAGUAUAGCGCUUGUAGUGAUAAUUGUGAUAGUUGUGAUCGUUGUUUUCAUCUGCAAUACCUAUUUUCUGAUAAAUUAUCAGCACCCCGAUGACCAUAAUCAAGCCUACCUGCCCAAGGGGAUCGUCAUAUUUGGGCUCUCGAUUGCACAGAUUUCCAUCCUAAUGUUGCCAGCGGAUGUGGCAAAUCGAAACGCUUGCAAGAAUUCAGUCUAUCUGAAUGCGUGUAACUACACGUUGCCCAUGAAAGAUUUAUGGUAUGCGGUGUACAUUAUCGACGCAAUAUUUUUGUUCUUCAUCUGUCCGUUCUCGUUCUUCUACUAUGAAGCUGAUGAACAGACGCACACACGCAAGCGGCUGCUGAACUCUUUUCUCUGGGUGCUCGUACUGGCUGUCGUUCUGGGGCUCGUUGUUGGUAUCUGCUAUGCUCUCGUCGGCUAUUCAGAUUUUACUGUGCGCCGUCUGGAAUCUGAUUCUAUUCCAUUUACGACGGAUUUCUCAAUGUUGACAUCUGCAAAGCCGUGCUUACCAACGACGGUUCUUGUUUCCUCUACCAGUCAAGAACUGUGUUCAUCGUAUCUGUCAGGGGAUGGAACAUCUACAAACUGGACUAUGAGGACCUCGUUCGCCAUUUAUGUUAUCGCCGUCACUACCAUUAUUGGCUCCUGUCUCUUUUCUAUUUUCGGUGGUAUAGGCAUUGCAUCUUUACCAAUGAGUCUGAUCAACACAUUCCUUCAUCGGCCUAAGACAACAAUUACCCUUGCUCAGUACACUAAGGAAGCAACUGAAAUUAUGAAGCGAGGAAAAGAAAUAAAGGAAAUUGUACUGGGCUUACAACGUGAAGAGAGAGCCAGAGUCAAAGGAAGACAAUGGAAAAAGAACUUGGUGAAGCUUCAACAGGAGCUUGUAUUCUUGGAACAAGAUGAGCAAGCUUUGUCAGAAGUUUACCCUCAAGGAGAAAAGGCUGAAAUGUCGUGGGCACUUACUGUUAUCGGCUAUUUGGCAUGUCUCUUUUUUGGACUCAUUGGAAUGGUGGUGUCAAUCAUGUGGUUGGUGCAUAUCAUAAUAUUCAUGCUCUGCUCACCACCAAGGAACCCGUUUCUGAACAAGAUCUUUAUAGACUUGGAUAAUGCUUGGGGACUACUGGGUACAGUCGGAUUCGGCAUCUUCUGCUUGUAUCUGCUGCUGGCUGUAAUAUCUGGAGAGAUGCUUAUUGGUCUGAACUUCCUCUUAUUUCGAGUCCAUCCCAUGAAAUGGGGGGGUACGAUGAUGAAUUCCUUCCUAUUCAACGUGGAACUUAUAAUCGCAAGCAGCAUCAGUAUGAUCCAAUUCUGUGCGAAGGCGUUCUCUUUGUACGUGGAUGCUACAGCUGUUCAAGAAAUCUUUGGUGGCACUGUCGAAUCAUUGAGAGGAGUCAAGUAUCUUUUCAGGUACAACAUCUUCCAAAUAGCAUUUGUUUGCUUUGCGUUCAUGACCAUUAUAUAUUACGCGUGCUUUGUAAGUUACAACCACAGCUUUACGAAACGAUUCAUUCAUUAAUGUCUUUAGAAAUCACCAUGUCAGCGACGGGUGUCAUGACAUCUGCAAACUCAAAUAUACAUUAAGUCGCGUGGCUUUCUGAAUGCAAUCAGCGAUCAAUGCAGCAGUCAUACAGCUCAUGUGGAA